Molecule: messenger RNA, 3045 nt
Organism: Xylona heveae TC161
Lineage: Eukaryota; Fungi; Ascomycota; Xylonomycetes; Xylonales; Xylonaceae
Exons: 3
Coding region: 254-2560 (768 amino acids)
Biological process (GO): DNA recombination; DNA double-strand break processing; mismatch repair
Cellular component (GO): nucleus
Molecular function (GO): DNA binding; metal ion binding; 5'-flap endonuclease activity
Source: RefSeq, a predicted model, not a curated record
AUACUCAAUAUCACUCUUCGAAUUACCUGAUCAAAUCUCGUCGCACUUCUGCUCCACUGCUCUCGUCUGUACCUUUAUUUUGAUCCUUUUGAUCCAAGGAGCUACCUAGCCUUCUCAUUUCAUAUUUUCUCGAAAACUCAUUACAACUGUUAUCCGUGUCGAAUAUCGACCAUUUAGAAAGGAUCAUGCGCGUUGGCGCUCACUGCACAUAAACAAAGGGUCCAGCAGCAUCCCCGCUGCUUGCCAGGUCACAAUGGGUAUCCAAGGAUUAUUGCCUCUACUCAAGUCUAUUCAGCGUCCAUCACACCUGAAGAGAUUUGCAGGACAGACAUUGGGAGUCGAUGCAUAUGGCUGGCUGCAUCGGGGUACCAUUGCGUGCGCUAUCGAUUUAGCACUUGGAAAGCCCACAACUAGAUAUAUUGAUUUUGCCUUGAAUCGAGUUCGUAUGCUGAUCCACUUUGGAGUAACUCCAUACUUGGUUUUUGAUGGAGACUAUCUCCCGAGCAAGGCUGCAACCGAGUCAGGACGGGCUGCACGGCGUGAAGAAAGCCGUAAGGCUGGCCUCGAGCUUCUCAAGACUGGCAAGAUCCAGCAAGCCCAAAUUGAGCUCCAAAAGGCCAUUGAUGUCACUCCAGAAAUGGCCCGUGUUCUUAUCGAUGCCCUUAAGCGUAUGAAGGUUAAAUACGUCGUCGCUCCUUACGAAGCUGACGCGCAAAUGGCCUAUUUGGAGCGCAAGGGCUUUAUCCAGGGUAUCAUUUCUGAGGAUUCUGAUCUCUUGGUGUUUGGCGCCAAAUGCCUACUAACUAAGCUCGAUCAAUAUGGCGAGUGCAUCGAAAUCAACCGUAGCCGCUUCACGGCCUGCCGCGAAAUAAGCCUCGUGGGAUGGACCGAUGCUGAUUUUCGCCGCAUGGCCAUACUGAGCGGCUGCGAUUACCUAGCUUCCAUAAACAAGAUGGGUUUGAAGACAUCGUAUCGACUAAUUCGAAAGUACAAGUUUGUUGAAAGACUUUUGCGCAUCAUUCAAUUCGACGGUCAAUUUCGCGUCCCGCAAGGCUAUUUGGAAGAUUUUCGAAAGGCUGAGUUAACCUUUUGUCACCAGCGGGUGUUUUGUCCCGAAGCAAAGGCUUUGGUCAUGUGCAAUCCCUCCGAGGAACAAUUAGUUGGCGCCAAAUUCGACUUUCUGGGUGUCGACUACAGCCCCGAGAUUGCUCAAGGCGUUGCUCGUGGCGAUUUACAUCCUAUGACGAAGGAAAAUAUUGUCAUCCCGCAGGCGCUUGACCCGAUUCCUCGAACUCCGGUUGCGCUUGCUCAGGGAACAAUGGCCAGUAGCUUUUCUGAUCUCAAAGGCAAUAAGCCAAUAGAUGGCUACUUUCGGCCCCGGAGAAUGCCUCUUCAAGAGCUUGACCCGAAUUUAUUCACCCCAUCCCCAACUCAACAGCGUGUCUUGGAAACCAACAGCCAUCAAUCCUGGACCAGUCGCUCCGCCCCGGCACGUUCGACUUCGGCCACCACGAUUGAAGAUUUGGCCCCAUCUCCCGCCAUUGCGCCAGCCUCUGCACCUUCGACCAUUGACAGAGCCCGCUUGCGCUUGUCCGCUAGACGUGCGACAUCCGGCUCUCUUGGUGGUUCUAGACUUUGUACUGACAGUGAGACGCCGAUCACGUCCCAGUCAACCCGCAGUCGGUUCUUCGCGGAUGCUGUCGAUGAUCCUACACCCUCAGCCCAUGAAGCGCGUGCGCGAAAGAGAAAGGGCAUUGACGUCAAUAUCUGGUCUGAUGAUUCAGUCGAAGGUAUCAUGGCUGAUUUGCCAGACGUAUCUGACUGCCCGAGUCCGUCCAAGAAGGGGAAGAUGGACGUCUUCCAGGAAGGCAAGCAUGAAGACUUUGUGCCAGAGUCACCUGAACCAAUUUCGGCCAAGUCGGUUUCUGAGGAAAGCCAAGCUACAUUUUCAGAGUCCUCUCAGUUUACCAACGGCUCGAAGAACAACACUCCGCCUUCGUCCCUUGAAAGCAAUGUUCCUUCAAAGGACGUUGCCAGCAUCCUCGAUAAAAAUGUUCGCGCGGAAUUGCAGGAGCUGAAGGACCGAUUUGCUUUUCGGCCUUCAGAGAACACCAAUGUCUUCAGUCUAGGAGGCAAGAAGGGACUCAAGAACACCGUUCCAGGCCAAAGUGCUCGAACUCCUCUGCAGACACGGACCCCAUUGAAAAAAGAAUCCAGUGAUUAUUCUAAGAUGAUCAGUCCGAGAAAAAGCGAGAUGUUGUCAUUUUCGGGUCAAAAGGGAGUACUACGCCGUGCCCAAACUUCGCUUGAGGAUGUUUUGAAAGGGCUAGCUGGCAACGAAGGUGAUCACAAGGCCCCAUCAAUGAGUGCCCACAAGAAAAACCACAAUGAAGAUAAGGUCGCACAUCCUGUAUCACUUCCGCUCAAAGGUAGCGAGGACAUGAUGGUUCCUGACAGUGACGGCGAGGAAGAUUAUGAAAGUAGUGGUGUCAAUAACACAGAGACGGAAGAGCAUAAACCCGUACUUGACCUUGGGAAGUUUGUUUUUGCACCAAAAUGAUUUUUAUAUUGAUACCACAAGGCUCGGCGUUUGAUAUUUGGUCUGCUUCACCAUAGCGGAGGACAUACUACAGGGAAAAGCAGCAAGAUGAGCGGCGUUUAGCGAUUACGAUUAUCAAAGGAGCGGAUUAUUGUUUCCCGUCAAGGCUUUCAAAUGGUUAUCAGAAUCGGGCUUCUUUUCAUUUUGUAUCUCGCAUCUUUUUAUUUGAGGCGUUUUCUUCAGCUUUAAAGCACUGAAGAGCAGUUAUCGUGGAGUAGCAUCCUUACCCCAAAACCACGACAGAUUUUAUCAAUCGUUUCUAAGUUCAUUUGACAGAUUUGAAAGGUGAACCCGUGGUGCGUGACACGUAGCAGAGGUUGAUAAUAAACGUAAAUGGAAAUGCUACCUGGAUCUUCCUUCUGCACGGACAGCUUUUAUAUCUGGACAGGAUGAGAUGAGGAAUCGUAAGAAGAAAAUGAAGAGGUUGGGGUGACAAGUAAGCGAGC